AUGGUCUCGGACUGCUCGUCAAGGUCGAGGGCAGUCAAGUCAAACCGUGACGCGGCAAGGCUGUCGCAAGAGAACCUGCGGGCGCUGGAGGCGUCGCAUUACGAGUCGGACACGCACUAUGCUGAGAAUGUCGUUAGCGCUGAAGGGCAGAUGAUGGCCUACCAGGAGAUGUGGCGGAACCAAGAGCAGGCGCGGAAAAGGGACAGCGGGCUCGCGUUCAGUGCGGACGACACAGUGCAGAAUCACGAGAGCGGGAUCGAGGAAUUCAAGAUACCAAAGCGGCCACGGGUUUCGGUUGAAACACCGUUCCGUCGAUACGUAACCAUCGGCCCAGGAGAAGACCCGUUCCCGCUGUACGGAAAGCAGGCAAUGGAAGACAUGCCGGUCAAGUACGGCAGCUUGGAGGACGUCGAAGCACGACGGGACGCAGCAAUGCUCCUCGAGCAGAGCGUGAAGAGGCAGCGUGGCGACAGGCACACAAUUUGA
This is a messenger RNA of Lasiodiplodia theobromae, 486 nucleotides long. RefSeq lists its product as uncharacterized. Bases 1 to 486 code for a protein of 161 amino acids. The record is from RefSeq and is a predicted model, not a curated record. NCBI's taxonomy places the organism in Eukaryota, Fungi, Ascomycota, Dothideomycetes, Botryosphaeriales, Botryosphaeriaceae. The transcript is spliced from 2 exons.